GCACUCCCUCCAUCCCACUAUUCACCCAUCAUGUCAGAGCCGUCUCCAGCCUGGUGGAAGCUGACUUUCCUGAGGAGAAAAAAAUCCCAGCCCAAGGUUCUGUAUGAAAUCCCUGCAGAGUUUGUUUCCAACGCCUCCAGCGGUCAGCAUGGGUCCAGCCCAGCCACCGGAGCUGGCGCCCACCCAGAGGACAUGGUGCAGGACUCUCAGCUGGACACCCGACUGGAGAGGAUCAUGGAUAAAACAACGGGCAGCAAAGGGCGCCAGGUCAAGGUUUCUCACUCUGGGAGGUUUAAGGAGAAGAAGAAAGUGCGAGCCAGUCUGGCGGAGAACCCAGAGAUGUUUCCAGAAGGUGACCCUGCCAGAGAUGAGAACCAGAGGGCUGGAACAGAACACACACUAAACAUGAACAGGGAUGCAUCGGUAGGGAGAGAUUAAAGCGUGUCAUUCGUGGCAUCUCUCUCCCAUUGUUGUCAGUUGAUGGAGCCUAAAUUUGGGAACACUUUUCGCCUCGUCUUCAAAAUGGCCACUGAGACACUCAUCAGAAUAAGUUACAUUUAGACUUUAACUUGUGUGAAAUGUGCCUAAAUAGUUAAUGUUCCUAUAGAGAAGAUGAGGUUUUCCCAAUCACUUCACUACAAAAGAAAACAUCCAGUGGCCACGGGUGUCAGCUGCUGCAUCAUCUGCUUGAUAAUAGAACUAUGAUGAUUGCAGGAAUUAAACUUCAACCUUUCCAAUCCUCACCUAGUCCAGUGUGUUGUUUAGAUGUACCGGGGUCAAACCUGUGACCUUUCCGUUACUGGAUGGAUUAUCUAACUAGCAGAUCAUGGACCUUUGGACCUUUGGACCUCAUGUGAGACUGCAACUGUUUAGCACCUUGAACUCAGACUCAGAAUCAAAAAAUGGCUUAGCUUAAUUUACU
Messenger RNA from Etheostoma spectabile (orangethroat darter), 922 nucleotides. Its product is annotated as proline-rich protein 15-like protein A. The coding region runs from base 31 to 438 and encodes 135 amino acids. Lineage: Eukaryota; Metazoa; Chordata; Actinopteri; Perciformes; Percidae. The record is from RefSeq and is a predicted model, not a curated record. The transcript has a single exon.